Molecule: messenger RNA, 2530 nt
Organism: Thrips palmi
Lineage: Eukaryota; Metazoa; Arthropoda; Insecta; Thysanoptera; Thripidae
Exons: 10
Coding region: 1132-2418 (428 amino acids)
Source: RefSeq, a predicted model, not a curated record
CGUGGACCAAAAUGGUCCACGCUAGGAAAUGCGAACCACUGUUGGUCCACGCAAGAAAGUGUGGACCAUCAGUGGUCCACGCUAGAAAGCGUGGACCAAGAAUGGUCCACGCAAGGAAGUGUGGACCAAGAAUGGUCCACACUUUCUUGCGUGGACCAUCAGUGGUUCGCACUUCCUUGCGCAGACCAUUCAAAUGUCCUACGCUUGGCUUGAUAAUACAAUGGAAUUUAAAUUUGGUCUGUAUGCGAUGCCAAGCUAUCUUAAAAUUGGAUGUCUAUUUGCAAUCUUUUAUGAAACUGCCUGUGGUCUCAAAGCUUGUAUCACAAUCCCAACUGAACAAGAUGCUGAUGCUGCAGUGGUGCAUCAUUGAAACCCUUUAUUGCAACAUACCUGAACCCAAAUGGGGAAAGAGAACACCUAUCCUAUGCCUGCUGUGAUCGGUGCGAUUCGAGGCUCCGUGAAGAAAUCGUUGACAAGGAAGGUGAGCACAGAAAGAGAUGCUGGAUAGCUGGGAUGAGGGCAGUCACAAGGAAACUGAGCGGCCAUGGCACUGGCCCUAACCUGCUCUUCCCGUCACCUCUGCCACUCGAAAGUCAGUCCGAGAACCUUCCUGACGCGUCACUUCACACUGUACGCAGAGUCCGGCACUGUUUUGAGUACACAGGGCGACUGUCUGACGAAAUCACUCGCGCACCACAAGAGUUUGGGUGAAUAAAAUUACUUGCAUCGCUACCGAAACGGAUGAAAGCCAGAAACACAAACAAACAACAAGUGUCGUCUGCCACUGCCGCGGCAGCGAUCGUCUUUUGUUUUCAGUAUGGCCUUCCGCAGGGCUCCACAGGACCACAUCCCUACAAGACUGGCGUUUUUAAUCAUCUAACAAGAUUGAAUAAAGUUAGAAAAUAAUUUAAAAAUAGAGAAUACUUUUUGUUAUGAUUUUCGUUUGUGUCUGUUUAGAAAGGUGACACAAAGCGUCUUAAUUUGUUUCUUUGGUAUUCUUCGAAGAGAAUUUUUAGUUCGACUGUUGGCACUAACUGCGCUUGCGCGCAGUUUUGGCUGCAAUUCAACUUGAUUUUCAGUUCGUCAGCCGUUAACGGUCAGCUGAUUUGUGGUUGAGUAGAAAACUUUAUCAUGGAUACUUUCAUUGUUAAAUUUGGACCAAGGAUUAAGAAAGUUGAAGUAGCUCUAGAGGAGCCGUUCUCUUUUAAGUAUGUGUUGGAAAGGGCUAUCAGAAAACUGAUGGAGUGCGACCCUUUCAUGAAGAACCGUGCUUCCAGUGGCUUUUUCAUGACUCAGUACAGUGAACAAAGCAAAUUGUCAAUUGAGAUCGAUGAUGCAACCAAGUACUGGGACAUAGACCCCAACCUGCCAAUCGAGUUGAUGCUCUUCGAAUCAAUUAAUUUUGAGAUUCCAACUAGAAAGACCACAGAGCCAGCAGCACUGCCAACAACAGCCGAUCCAAUAACACCUUCGGUUCUAAGCUACAUGGACAAGCUGGGCUUAGUUGUUCACCACGAUCCGGCUUUGGUGACUCCUUCACCUACUGCAGUUACUCGAGGGGCAGGAACUAGUACUGCAGCUGCAGCUCCCAAAUCAACACCUGCUGCAAGAGCUCACAAUUCAAGAUCGAGCAAUACUCCGUCAAGCAGUAAAACAGCAGUGUGUGAUAGCAGUAAGCCAUCAACAAGCAACCCGUCAACAAGUAAUCCAUCAACAUCAGGGCAGAUAUUGUACAGUCCACAGCCUUCAAGGAAAAAGAAGAGUCGUGUUGCUCAAAGUGACGAUGAAAGUGAUGGUGAAGGGGAAUACUUGGAGCGUGUGCUGCAGCGGAGAGAGCAAAACAGAGCCGUACUGGAACAGCUGGUUCCUUCUGAUGCCCCAAAGCUGCGCCCUGCAACCAGGAAACAAGGCAAAAAAAAGGGAAAGGAGAAUAUUGAACCAAGAAUAAUGCCAAGCCGUGCAGCCAAGCAGAAAGUUCCAAGUGCAAAUGAAAAUCAGACAGGUGAUGAUGAAGAGAUGGAAGAACAAGAGCGCAUCAGUCAGGAGGACACACUGAUAAAUGAUGGACCUAUAGCAAGUCACAGUGGAAGGAAAACAGUUCAGGUUAAUGUAGUUGGUAAUUUCCAUAAGAAAAAGAAUCACAAACUGAUUGGAACAGUAAUUACGAAGGCCACCCCAUUACCUGAAUUUCCAAAGGCAUUGAAAGGAUCCUUAGAGCGUGGCAUUUACAAUACAAGACAAAUGAAUGCUUUCCUCAAAUCUCAUGUUGCAAACAUUUCAAAAGAUCGUAAAGGUCAGAUUACAAAAGCAGAGUAUAAAAAUCUAUCAGUGCAAGUGACAAACCGAUUUGCAUCCAUGAAUUUCGCACAUGCAGACACUUACAGGCUAAAAAUAAAGAAAAGCUCAGCGACAGUCUGAGAGCUGCAAGAUAUUACCCAAAGAAAAGGGCAGCCAGGAGGGCAGCAGCACAAAGGAGAAGAGAUGAGGCCUCAAGAAACCAAACCACGACUGAAGGAGAAGAAAAUCCUCG